This is a messenger RNA of Lates calcarifer (barramundi perch), 1734 nucleotides long. Its product is annotated as major histocompatibility complex class I-related gene protein. Gene Ontology annotation, cellular component: external side of plasma membrane. The record is from RefSeq and is a predicted model, not a curated record. The transcript has 8 exons. Gene Ontology annotation, biological process: immune response. NCBI's taxonomy places the organism in Eukaryota, Metazoa, Chordata, Actinopteri, Centropomidae. The coding region runs from base 242 to 1303 and encodes 353 amino acids.
UCCGCUCGACACGGGACUCGGGCUUCAGUGUCAGACGUAACGUCACUACUUCCUCACAGACGAAACUUAUUUUUUUGUUGUUUAAAUUUACAGAUUUUGAUUUUAUUAAUUGGAUUUGGCUAAAUGUCAUGUGUGACUGAGGAGCAAUGAAUCUGAAACGACCUCUACCUUACCGCUUGUGGAAAGUAUCGGACAGCGGAAUCAGUUCGGUCUUUUACUUAUACAUCGGUAUCAGAACAAAAUGAAAAAGUUCUUUUUGUUGCUUCUUUUCUGUCACGUUUCCUCGUCAGUCAAACACUCCCUGAAGUAUUUUCUCACUACAUCCUCUGGAAUUCCAAACUUCCCAGAGUUAAUAGCUGAUGUACAGGUCGAUGAUGUUCAGGCAAUUUACUGCAACGCCAACACAAAGACAGUAGAACCAAAACAGGACUGGAUGAAAAAGUAUUUUGAUAAGGACACUGGGCACCUGGAGUGGUACAAAUCAGAGUGUUCGGAGAAUUGGCUGAAUGUCUUCAAAACCAAGAUUGCUGAUUUGAUGCAGCAGUUCAACCAAAGUGAAGGUGUCCACGUUUUACAGAGGAUACAUGGCUGUGAAUGGGAUGAAGAGACUGGAGAGAUUACCACUUUUAUGCAGUAUGGUUAUGAUGGAGAAGAUUUCAUAUCACUGGACCUGAAGACACUGACAUGGAUCGCUCUGAAACCAGAGGCUGUCAUCAUCAAACUGAGAUGGGAUGCUGACAAAUUGAAAAUAACACACGAUCAGAUCUUCUUAACUCUGAUUUGUCCUGCGUGGCUGAAGAAGUAUGUGGACCAUGGGAAUAGCUCUCUGCUGAGAACAGCCCUUCCCUCAGUGUCUCUCCUCCAGAAGACUCCCUCCUCUCCAGUCAGCUGCCACGCUACAGGUUUCUACCCUGACAGAGCCAUGAUGUUCUGGAGGAAAGAUGGAGAGGAGCUUCAUGAGGACGUGGACCGAGGAGAGAUCCUCCCCAACCAUGAUGGAACCUUCCAGAUGAGUGUUGACCUGAAGGUUUCAUCAAUCCCCUCUAAAGACUGGAGGAGGUACGACUGUGUGUUUAAUCUCUCUGGUGUGAAGGAGGACAUCAUCACCAAACUGGACAAAGCAGGGAUCAGGACCAAUGCCACUGACAUGACCCCCUUCAUCAUCGCUGUAGUGGCUGUUCUUGCUGUCGUCAUUGUCAUCACUGCAUGUGGAUUCUUCAUUUACAAAAAGAAGAACGCCAAACGCCCUCCAUCUCCUGUAAGCAACCCAGAGGUCAUGGAGCAGCUGAAUCCCAGCGCCUAAAUGACAAACACACCACCCUGAACACAGUCUUCUGAGAAAUUUUUAACUGGAAGACCAGCGCCACAUAAACUGUGAAUUCAUUGAUUAGUCAUCAUUCAAGUCAUGAAUUGACAGAGUCAGGGUUUGGAAUCUAGUUGUAGAUUCUUACUGAUUUGUUUGAUGCAUUUUUGUGAAGAUAUGUUAUAUUCUUGUUUCUGAUUUUAUGUUUCACUCCUCUCCACACUGCACACUGUUUUGUUUUGGUUUUCAGUCUCAGUUUACACUACUGUUGAGUUUACUGUAUAUUGCAGAUGUAAUUCUUAGCUAUCUCUUUCAUAUUUAUUCCCUACUGAGUAAUCAAGGUGUGUUUUUUUUUAAAGUGAUUUUUUUUAUUUAUCUUUUUACCCUCUUUUUUACAUUAGUAAAAUAAAUUGGGACAUUUCCAUUCUAUA